Messenger RNA from Fimicolochytrium jonesii, 1584 nucleotides. RefSeq names its product surface antigen-domain-containing protein. Gene Ontology annotation, cellular component: outer membrane; SAM complex. The coding region runs from base 232 to 1584 and encodes 450 amino acids. Gene Ontology annotation, biological process: protein insertion into mitochondrial outer membrane. The transcript is spliced from 9 exons. The record is from RefSeq and is a predicted model, not a curated record. NCBI's taxonomy places the organism in Eukaryota, Fungi, Chytridiomycota, Chytridiomycetes, Spizellomycetales, Powellomycetaceae.
AGUUGUGUUCCGCCGCCAGCAGGAGGUGCAGAGGCUUACCACGCUUGUACGUUUGAUAUAAUCAAAGUAUCCGCUAUGAGGGGCGCCUUGGGUCUGCGGCCUGCAGAUAUAGGGAGACCGGAAAGGACUUGUCGCAUACUGGAAGACAACUCAAUUCUGCUCAAUUCCCUUUCCCUUCCGUUUUCUUUGUGUCACUUGGAAUUCUAGGUAGCGGACUCGCAAGAUCGCCGCAUGCGCGUGAACUCAAUCCGUCUAGAAGGAAUCGAACAUACCAAGCGUUCAGUGGUCGAGCCGCUCGUCCGGCCAAUUCUCGAAUCCCAGAACCUAGGGGACGUCCUGUCAGAAUCCCGGGAGGCUUGUCACCGGAUAUCUCGGCUUGGCGUGUUCCGGACCGUGGGCGUGACGCUGGACACGGCGGACCCGGGACUGUAUGGGUUGGUGGAUGAUGAGGCUGUGGAUGUAGUGCUGAAUGUGACGGAGGCGCCGAGGUUUUAUGCGAGGACCGGGGCGGACUUUUCGAAUUAUGAUACCACGACGAAUAUCACAACGCGGAUUUCGAAUGUGUUGGGAGGAGGCGAAGUGCUUGAAGCCAAUGCAUCGUAUGCCGUGCAGCCCGGCAUCGCAUUGAACGAGCCAAGUACAUCUUUCAACAACAACGAGACGGGGAGCUACUUCCAGCUUCUACUCAGCAAACCGAUUCUACCAAAACCGGUGUUCCAAAGGCCGAACCAUGUGGAUCCGGACGCCCGCGCCGAGUUUGCGGCGUAUAGUACCAAUCGAAACAUGUCGUUGCACCAAUCGCACGAAGAAGAGACGAAGGGACUGUCUGCGCGAUACAAGACAGCAGACAUCUUCCGAGGCACACACGAAUUAGCAUACGAUGUGGCAUGGCGACGUGUCCACAGUCUGGCGCAGAGCGCUUCGUGGAGUGUGCGACAGGAUGCCGGCCACACCCUCAAAUCCGCAAUCAGCCACACAUAUGCGAAGGACCAUCGCGACGAUCCUAUGCUACCUACAACGGGAAGCUACAUCCGAACAAGAGAGGAAUUGGCGGGACUGGGCGGUGACGUGAAGUUCAUGAAGGGAGAGGCGGAAGGCCAGUGGGUUCGGAGUCUUGGGAACGGUUUCAUUUUCACCACAUCCGCCCGCGGAGGACUUGUUGUGCCGUUCACAGGCCACCGGAUGCGGAUCAACGACCGAUUUACCCUGGGAGGUCCCAACACCGUGAGGGGAUUCCGGCAAAGUGGGAUCGGGCCCAUGGACAAGAAGGAUGCGAUAGGUGGAGACGCUUACUGGGCGGCAGGCCUCAGUCUCUUCACCCCAUUGCCUUACCUCCGCGACAAGCCAAUAAAGGGACACGUGUUCCUAAACGGAGGAUCGCUGGCGCAAGUCAACACAGCCACCCCGCCAGCAGAAACGGCCCGCAUAGUGUUCGCCACGCCCUCCGUGUCCGCGGGGCUCGGUCUCGCCGUCCGAUUCAGCAUCCUCCGCUUGGAACUCAACUACUGCUUGCCUGUGACGGCUACCAGGUCUGACGUGCUGAAGCCGGGAUUCCAGUUUGGGAUUGGUGUGGCGUACUUGUAG